AUGCUGCUCAUCCUCUCCUUCCCGGCAAUACAAAUCCCUCAGGUAGAUCAUCAAGAUGGUAAGAACGUGGUCAAUGUAGAUCCUCUGGAUCAUGGAGCAAACGCCGCUGCUUCACCUAUCAGCUCGAUCUUCUCCAAAGGACUGCCAGUCAAGCGAGGGGACGAUUUCACAAUCCUCCAGGCGCUCUGUAGCAUCGACGUGCUUCUCAUUUUUGCAGCGUCAACGUGUGGCAUUGGCGCUGUGCUCACGGUGACCAACAAUUUCGGCCAGAUUGGAUCGUCCCUGGGGUACUCCCAGGCCGGAACAAACACUUUCAUCGCGCUGCUCAGUAUCUGGGACUUCAUACGUGGCGUUGGCUGCAGCUUCAUCUCGGAUACGUGCCUCGCCAGCUAUGGCGUCUCAAGUGGUCUAGACCAUGAUAGCGGAGAUCUUCGGGCUCAGCUUCCAGCUCCAAAACGUAACUUACGUCGCCAAGGCGCUGGGAACGUAUGUUUUGUCGUCCGUGUGGCCGGAGUUUUAUACGAUCGCGAGAGUAAGCUUGGAUCGAGAGAUGACGAGCUUCUUUGCCAUCGAUCGCAUUGCUACAGAGCAACCUUCUUCGUCAUGGCUGGAGUGUGCUUGUUUGCAGCCGUUGUGAUAUUGUCCAUGAGAACCGCAAAGCUUUAUAGUGUCACUGUUCGAAAGAGACUCACUGGUUAG
Molecule: messenger RNA, 699 nt
Organism: Selaginella moellendorffii
Lineage: Eukaryota; Viridiplantae; Streptophyta; Lycopodiopsida; Selaginellales; Selaginellaceae
Exons: 2
Coding region: 1-699 (232 amino acids)
Cellular component (GO): membrane
Source: RefSeq, a predicted model, not a curated record